AUGCAGGGGGACUUUGGGAGGAGCGAGGAGCAGCAGUCUCACCCGUGGUGUACGCCCGCUCUUGCGGUGAGCGGGAGGUCGAAGGCGCAGCAGUCGUGGAUGUGCUGGUGCAGGCUGGGAUGCAAAGUGGGAUUUUGGGAGCGGGAGAGGAAGGACGUCGAGGAUGCGGAUGAGGUGACGGAGUGCGACGAGCAGGUCUGCGUGCUCGUGAGACACGCCGUCGCAGGCCCGUGCGACGGAUGGGUGCGGGUCAGGGUGAAGAGCAGCGCGACCAUGGGGGAGGUGAAGGCCGCCCUGGCGGACGCGCUGGGGCGCCCAGACGUCGUGAGGCACGGCCGGUUCGUCAGGAGGGCGGGCAGCGCAGCCCUGUCGUCCAUCGGCGACGCGGACAAGCUCGGGGCCCGGCGGGCCCUCUGCCUGGUGGGAGUCACCGACCUCCGGGCCGCCGUGGGCGGCGGCGGCCCGGCCGCGCCAGAGGAGGCGCCCCUGAAGAGGCUGACCCUCAUGGAGGCGCUGAGGAUGCAGAGGGACCUCCUGGAGCGGUUUGGCAGGCCCGGCUUCCAGAGGAGACUCCGGGAGUUCUGGGGCAAGCUGGAGCACGAGGGCGCCGAGAAGUUCGAGGCCGAGCGCCAAAAGCUGCUCCUCGCCGCCUUGAUCAACGUGCUGCCCUGCUGCGGCAUCGAGGCCAGCCAGCGCGGCGUGCUCCACAUGAUGGACCAAUUCUCGCGCCCCGAAAGACCAUCCGACAGCUUGUCCGCAUCACAGUCGUCCAUCCUCGACCGCAUUCUCCUGGGCCCCCCGGGAGAUGGGCAGCCAGACGGCCCUGCCUUGGCGCUCCCACCCCUGCCUGCACGGGGCCCCCGCACGCCUGCCCUGGUGGAGGUGCUCGUUCGAGGCCACGGGGGCGGCGGCUCCGGCGGCGAGGUGCGCGUCCGGGUCCCCGAGGGCGGCACCAUGGGCGACGUGAAGGCCGCGCUGGCGCGCGAGCUGGGCGACGCGCGCGUCCUCUCGCAGGGCCGCCUGGUGAGGAGGCUCCACGAGGCGCUCGUGGCCUACGCCGACGAGGACCCCAUCGGCAUCCGCCGCCGGCUGCUCUUCCUGGGGCCGGGGCUCGGGCCCGGCCGCGCGGCCGCCCCGGAGCCCCGCCCCGCCGCGCCGCUGACCGCCACGGGCGCCAGGGAGCUCCUGCGGCAGCUGUGCGCCGCCGUGGGCGCUCUGGCCUUCCAGGCCGCCCUGAGCGAUGCGAGGCAGCUGGUGGCGGCGACGGAGAGGGAGCCCGACCGCGCCAGGGCUGCCCUGCGGUCGCUCACCGCCGCGCUCGUUGCCGCGGCCUGCCAGAGGUCGCUGCAGGGGUUCGGCCUCGGUGGGGGCGAGUGGGGGCACUGCCAGGUCCUCAGCGCGGUCUUCCCGCACCGCCACGACGCGGAGGUCCGCUGCUUGGCACACCAGGUCGAGUGGCAGUUGGGCGUUGAGCUGGGCACCUGGUUCGGCUUCGAGGAGUGCGCGGGCACUGGGCCAGUCUUCGAGAUGGGUGACGGGUGGCUUGCCGAGGGGGAUGACCUGUUCGCGGAGCGCAUGUCGCCCGAGGAUGCGCGCACGAGGCUGCUGGGCAUGUCGGAGUGCGAGGCCUUCUGUUACGAGGGGAGCCCCGAGGAGGAGAGCACACCGAGGAUGAUCUACUUCAAGGCCAAGUGGAGGCCGCGCCAUGGAGGCCGGAGGUCUGGCUGGAGGACCUGCCGGCUGCUGGGGGGCCCCCGCGGCGGCCUCGCCGGGCCUGCCCUCUCCCGGCGCGAGGCGGGGCGGCUCCUGGAGGACAUCUCCCGCCGGUGCUCGGAGCCGGCCUUCCAGGAGGAGGUGAGGUCGCUGGAGGCGCGCAGCCCAGGGAGGCCGGCCGAUGCAACCCGCGGCGAGGCGUUCCAUGUGCUCCACGCCCAGCUCCGCGGCGUCGCCUGGGCCUUCGGCUUCGGUGCCGACCCUGCGGGCGUCCGGAGGAUGCGGCAGUCGCUCCAGGAGCACCUGCGCGAGGAGCCGAUCGCCGCUGCUGCCAGGGGCGUCGACGUGCGGCUGCUCAGGUCCCUGCUGGGCGCCUGGUUCUCGGGCGGCGCCGCACCGGCGAGGGCCGAGGGCCCCGCCGCGGCGGGCGCCGCGGAGGCGGAGGCCCGUCGCCGAGCGCGCUCCGCGACCCGCAGAGUACGGGUGAGGCACGCGCUCUCGGGUGCCGAGGCGGUGGUGCACGUCCCUGGUGCGGCGACGAUGCUGGAGGUCAAGGGGGCGCUCGCCCAGCAGCUGGGCCGCGCCGAGAUCCUCCGCAGCACGCGGCUUGUCAGGGCCCACCGAGGAGCCGCGAUGGUCGCCUACGAGGACGGGGAGCCGCUCGGCGGCCGGACCCGCCUGCUGGCCCUGGGCCCCGACCUGGCGCGCAGCGGGAGCCCGGCGCGCGGGGGCUCCGCCGAGGGCCCUCGGGACAGCGGUGGCGCCCGCGGCCAGUGCGCCGCGGGGGGUGCCCUCGGCAAGCGGCGGAGGCUGCCGCCCAGAGCCGGGGCGGAAGGGGAAGCGAGCUUGGGCUCCGCGCUGCCCCGGGAGCAGGGUGGGCUCACGCUGGAGCGCGCUCACGAGCUGCUCGGGAGGAUGCGCGCGACUUGCGAGGACCCCGAGUUCCAGGGCCAGCUGAUGCAGCUCUUCCGGCAGCAGAGGGGCGACCGCUUCAACACCAGGGGCAUCGGCUUCCUGUUCGCCGAGGCCUGCAGGCCGCACGUGAUCGGGGCCGGCUUCCCAGACGACGGGCAGGGCUUCGGCCAGAUGUUCCGUGCCGUCCGCCUGCUGGGCUCCGAUCCCACGGUCGUCCGCGAGACAGCGCGCAGAUCGAAUACCUGCUGUGGGUGCCGCUGGGCUCGUGGUUCGGGCUCGCGCGGCGGGCGGGCGCCGCGGAGCUGGGGCUCCCCGGGGCGAGGGGGCUGGCGAAGGCCCUCCACGGCAGGUGCCGUCGGCCCGAGGUGCUGGCGCAGCUGCGGCAGGCCACCGCCGCGGACGAGCUCGGGGGCACCGCGGCCCCGGCCAGCGCGCGGCGCGCGCCGCUGCCGAGGGCGCUGCGCUCCUGGCACGGGCUGGGCCGCCACGGGGAGCUGGAUCCCGAGGAGUUGA
Molecule: messenger RNA, 3141 nt
Organism: Prorocentrum cordatum
Lineage: Eukaryota; Dinophyceae; Prorocentrales; Prorocentraceae
Source: the annotation of a GenBank genome assembly